Molecule: messenger RNA, 2127 nt
Organism: Leptonychotes weddellii (Weddell seal)
Lineage: Eukaryota; Metazoa; Chordata; Mammalia; Carnivora; Phocidae
Gene: MZT1
Product: mitotic spindle organizing protein 1
Biological process (GO): microtubule nucleation by interphase microtubule organizing center; gamma-tubulin complex localization; mitotic spindle assembly
Cellular component (GO): spindle; centrosome; interphase microtubule organizing center
Source: RefSeq, a predicted model, not a curated record
GGAGCCUGCCCGGCGUGAGCGGGGGACGCGUGGUGUGAUUGCCCAGGAGAAAGGAAGGCGCUCCAGUUCCGGGUCAGGCCCUUCUCCCGUUUCCCUCGGCCUCCGCCAUGGCGAGUAGCAGCGGUGCCGGGGCGGCGGCGGCAGCGGCGGCGAAUCUGAACGCGGUGAGGGAGACCAUGGACGUUCUGCUGGAAAUUUCAAGAAUUUUGAAUACUGGCUUAGAUAUGGAAACUCUGUCUAUUUGUGUACGGCUUUGUGAACAAGGAAUUAACCCAGAAGCUUUAUCGUCCGUUAUUAAGGAACUUCGCAAGGCCACUGAAGCACUAAAGGCUGCUGAAAAUACGACAAGCUGACUUUCUGGAGAAAUUCUGAUGAGAUAUGUCAAGCUCUUCAAGAGGAUUUGAAGAUUGCAUUGUAGUCAAGAAUGUACAAUGAAAUUACUGCAUGCAGCAGUGUAGAAACAUUUUCCUUUUUAAAAGAAUUAUAAAACCAUAGCUUUAUAAAUCAGUGGAAAAUGGCUUACAGAGAGAUCAGAUGUGUUUACAUCACAUCUUUUUUUUAACAGCUCUAAUGCAUUGGCAUUGCUGUGUUCAUAUUUAUGUAUUCCUUAUUUAUAGCUCAUCAUGAUAGCUUUAAUUUUCUAAGCAGUCUAUCAGAUGUGCACAUCUGCUGUGCCUGGUUGAAGUAUAGUGGAACCCAUCAGAAGUAAUGUAGUAGUUAUGACUUGUUGACAUUUCCAUUAUAAAAUUUAAUUUUGAAUUGCUUAUGCAAAAUAACCAUGGAUUUGUGUUGUAUUGGGCUAAAAGUUGACAGAAUUUCAGCCACCAUUUGUGAAUUUUGAUUUAGAAUUACAACAUAUAUCAGAAUCUUUUUUAUAAGAGCACAGAAAUCAUUUGUUUUAACCUGCUCUUCUUUAACAAAGAGUAUUUAGUUUUUUAAACAUGAAAGUUUUUCUGGCAGUUAACAGUAUGAACCAGAUCAUUUUUGUAUUGAUCGAAAAAUAAAACUUAGAAACUUAGAUUUUAAAAGUAGUGACAGUGCUGAGUAUUGUCAUUUGAAUCAUUUAAAUUUAAUCAUUUAAAUUUAAUGAAACUAUUGACAAUAUUUAUCUUUCUAAGUUUUAUACUCUAUAAAUGAUGGCCUAAAAAUAAUGCAUAAUGAAACACUUCCAAUAUGCAAAAUUCUUUAAUUUUAUUAUGUAGAAAUAGUUUUGAGUGGUUACCUAAUAUAUCUUGAGUGGUUACCUAAUAAAUCACUAAAUAGGAAGUAUUUAUCAACAAAUACGGUGUUUUCUGAAGGACUAAAGAUUUCCAGUCAUUAAACAAAAACUAAAUAAUCAAGUGUUCUGUAUCAGGAAUUAUAAGUAUUCCUUUCCAAGGUCACGUUGUGUGUCAUUAUUUUUUCCCUGAAAGUUUUAACUAAUCAAAGUGAUGGUUCAAAAUAAAUUUUAGAAAAUGUAGGAUAGUGUUAAUUCCGUUCCUGUAGCAAAAUCUCAAAGGAAUAUUUUUCCCAAGAGUGAUAGGAUUUUAAUCUGAUUUUAUUUUAGAUUUUAUUAGCUUUCAUUUAAAUGAUAAUACAAGUAUUUACUCUUUAGCAGCAUUUUUGUUCUUCAAAGUAAGGCUUAGUAAUUAAGUGACAACCUUCUGUUGUAAAAUCUAGUCUUGAUUAUUUUGACUUUGUAAGCGCCUAGCAUCUUUACCAAGGGCACUGGAAGGUGUAUUAUUGGCAGACUCAGUUGGGAGACAAUAACGACUUGUGAUAAGUCAUUUAUUUGAUAGUAAACACUGCAAGUCCUGCAUGUUGUUACCCAUAAAAUCAUAAAGACAACAUUUUUGUCAAGCUCCAAAGUUGGUAUAUACUCUUAGGCCACAAGAGUUAAUAGUUCUAUUUAUGAUUUUUAGAUUAAGUUAUUUAUGUAUGAUACAAAGCAGGAAAAUAUAUUGAGAAGGCGUUAUGUUUAACGCCUUAAAGAGAACUUCUUUAAGUGUUAAAUUUAAAUGUAAACAUAUAUUUUUAAUGCAUACUUCAGUACUGUUUAACAAAAUCAAAAAUUGUAAUGAUACAAUUGGCAGUAUUAUGCAUGUUGUCAGUGACAAAAAAUAAAACCAUUGGUGGUAUUGACAUGUA